Molecule: messenger RNA, 443 nt
Organism: Magallana angulata
Lineage: Eukaryota; Metazoa; Mollusca; Bivalvia; Ostreida; Ostreidae
Product: histone H2A-like
Exons: 1
Coding region: 2-382 (126 amino acids)
Cellular component (GO): nucleosome
Molecular function (GO): DNA binding; protein heterodimerization activity; structural constituent of chromatin
Source: RefSeq, a predicted model, not a curated record
AAUGUCAGGACGUGGUAAAGGAGGCAAAGUGAAGGGAAAGGCAAAGAGCCGAUCUUCCCGUGCCGGACUACAGUUUCCCGUUGGUCGUAUCCACCGUCUGCUGAGGAAGGGCAACUACGCCGAGAGAGUGGGAGCCGGUGCCCCAGUGUAUCUGGCCGCUGUCCUUGAGUACUUGGCCGCUGAAGUGUUGGAGUUGGCAGGCAACGCAGCCCGUGACAACAAGAAAACCAGAAUCAUCCCCCGUCAUCUGCAGCUUGCUAUCCGCAACGACGAGGAGUUGAACAAACUUCUGUCCGGUGUGACCAUCGCACAGGGUGGUGUUUUGCCCAACAUCCAGGCCGUGCUCCUCCCCAAGAAGACCCAGAAGCCAGCCGCCAAGUAAAAAGUCAGCCCUGUCGACUUGACUUGUCUGUACCAAACGGCCGUUUUCACGGCCACCCAUA